This is a messenger RNA of Pedinophyceae sp. YPF-701, 1977 nucleotides long. Lineage: Eukaryota; Viridiplantae; Chlorophyta; Pedinophyceae. The record is from the annotation of a GenBank genome assembly.
AUGGCGUCAACGUCACAGGGCCAUCCCGGAAACGUUCGUACAAGCACCACCCAAACGGACUCAACGACGAUGUGGGGGCUGUUCGAGCAAGCGCUGGUCGAGGUGCCGUGUCUGCUGGACGGCCUCGACCCGCAAGACUGGGCGAACCUCGCGGCGACCCAGCUGGGCGCUCUGGAGAUGGUGCUGCGCUGUUGCCAGUGCACGAUGCAAGUGCACCCGGGGAGACCGCUGCUGUACGUGCUGGCGCGGCAGCUCACGGGAACGUACUGCAAGGGGUCGAUCGAGGUGAACGGAGUGCGGGUGCCGGCGUCGGACGCGAGGGCGCUGGCGCAGGCACUGCGCGAGAUGGUGCAACCAUACGAGAAAUCUUGGGAUGACGACAAACAGGGGCUGGCCGCGUGGACACAGUUCACGUGGCGGCUUCUACGGGCGGCCGGGGACGCGGGCGGGGACCCGCUGCGCGUGACGGCGCUGGUACCUCCUAGUGACGGAUCCGAGAGCCGCACCGGCAGUGACAGCGCGGUGCUGGCCCUGCGGCCGGUACUGGCGAUGCCCUCGGUGAGGGACCACCUGCAGCGUCUCUCCCUACCGCGUCUGGCCGGAGACUUGGUCGCGCUGCUUCAGGACAGCUUGGGCGAACUGCCAGCACUGCGGCGUCUGGAAGGACGCGGGCGGGGCUCGAGGGUCGCGGUCGAGAUGGCCAAGGAUGGUGCGGCGCUGGCAGGGUUGAUCAGCGAUUGCGCGGCGCUGCGGGAGCUGUUCAUCGCCAGCGCAUCUUUCGAGGAGGAGGCGGCGGAGAGGCUGCUGUGCUGGCUGGCGGGCGCUGGCGAGCUGCGGCACCUGCGGCUGGAGAGAUGCACCAUCGAGCCGGACUGUGCGGGCAAGUGGCUGGCGGCUGGAAGCGCGCUCGGCGCGCUCGAGGUGUACGAGGCAGUGGGAUGUCGGUCGCAGUGGCUGUGGGAGCGCGCGUGGCGGGGGAUGACAAACCUGCAGGAGCUGGUGCUGGAGGGAUGCUUGCUGGGCGGGGAGCUGGCCACGGCGAUCGCGGGCCUGCUGCGAAACACCACGACGCUGCGGCGCUUGGAGGUGUCAGGGUCAACUCAGGGGACUGACUCGGUACAGGCGGUGGUCGGGAUACUGUCGGCGCUGCAGGAGAACACGACGGUGACGGUGCUCUCCCUGAACCUCGACUAUCGUGUGCUGUCGAGCCCGCUCGUGGCAGGGGCGUUGGCAGCGGUGUUGCAGAGCAACGUCACGCUGAAGCACCUCGACGUGGAGGAGCUCGGAGGACCACGCGGCCGCCUGCCCAACGCAGAGGAGGUCGCCGACGCACUGGCGGACAACACGACCAUCGAGACGCUGCGGCUCCCAGACCUCGGGCAACAGUGCGAUGCCGUGAGAGUGGGCGCCGGGCUUGCGCAGUGCCGGUCGCUGCGGCACCUGACGUUGGGCUCUCUGAACUAUGGUGACAGCAGGGCGCUCGGGCGCGAGCUGGCCCGCUCAACGAGCCUCGUGUCGCUCGAGGUAAUGAGGGCUUGGGGCGAGGUGGUGGAAGUUCUGUGGGGCAGCGGUGACCAGAGGAGCCAUCUGCGUCGUUUGUCGAUGAGAGGCCUCCAGUCGAUCAAGCAAGAGUCUGCGGAGAUGUUGGCAUCGCGGCGCUGUACGCUGACCGAGCUGGAUUUGCGUGGCGUGGGUGACAUGUUCUCCGAUCAUUGGCUUCUGGCGGAGACGGUCAUCCCGAGCACGUCGCUGCUGACGCUGAGAGUCUCAAUCAGGAUGCCCGAAGUCGAGAACGGCCCUGAAAUGCUCCAGGAGUGCGCACUGCCGCUGUUGCAGGCGCUGCGGCGCAACAAGACGAUGCGGCUGCUCCAUCUGGAGACGCAGCCGCCGGGCGUGGAGCUGACCCCGGAGGUGGAGGCCGCGCUGGAGCACGUGCGAGAUCGGGUGCGGAUCUCUGGCGCGCCGCUUGACGACUGA